This is a messenger RNA of Blepharisma stoltei, 1736 nucleotides long. Lineage: Eukaryota; Ciliophora; Heterotrichea; Heterotrichida; Blepharismidae. The record is from the annotation of a GenBank genome assembly.
AUGGUUGAAGAAAUUUGUAUUAUAGGCGGCGGUGCAGGAGGUUUAAUUUCUUGCAAAAUAGCUAUGGAUUACGGGCUAACUCCGGUCGUCCUUGAGAAAUCAAGUUGGCUUGGAGGCAUAUGGCGAAACCCCAAUGAUGAAAUUGGAGUAUGAAACAGCUUAAGUACAAAUACAUCCAAAUAUUUCACCUGCUUUUCAGAUAUGCCAUGGCCCUCAGCGACCUCGCCAACGCCAACUAAUAGAGAAGUUAUGGAUUAUUUCAUAGCCUAUGCCAGAGCGCAUGCUCUUAUAGAUAAUUUUCUCUUUAACUGCAAGGCUAUUUACGUAAAUAAAAUCCACUCAGGCUAUCUUGUCAGAUGGCAAAACGUUUCAUCUGGCCAAAUUUUCGAAAAAGAAUUCCCUUAUGUCAUAAUAGCCAAUGGAUUUCACGCCAAAGAACUCUUCCCUAUUAGCAAUUUGUGCCAUUUAUCAAAAUUAAAAGUUUUGCAUAGCGGAAAAUAUAGGGAUCCAAAGCCAUUUAUAGGUCAAAAAGUAUAGCGCUUUCCCGAGGAUGGCGCGGAAUGGCGCCAUCCUCGGGAAAGUCAACUAAGCAUCCACACGGGAACUGGGAGUUCCACGUGUGGAUGCCAUUUUUGACAUGUGGGAUCCAAACUUCCACAUGUCAAAAUGGCAUCCACACGUGGAACUCCCAGUUCCCGUGUGGAUGCCUUCCUGGCUUUCCCGAGGAUGGCGCCAUUCCGCGCCAUCCUCGGGAAAGCGCUAUAGCUGUAAUUGGUGCUUCUACAAGUGCCUGCGAUAUCGCUGAAGACUUGUCAAGCCAUGCAGGAGAAGUAAUUCAAAUUGUAAGAGAGCCUCAUCGUUUGCUUCCAAAAUAUUACCAAGGUAUACCCAUUGACUUUUUUAUUAAGUCAAAAUCACUUGAAAGGCCCUUGGCUUCUCUGAGUCCAGAAGAAAUUGGAAAAGAAAUAGACAAAGGAUUUGUGCUAUUGGCAGGACAUCCAGGCCAUCAUAACUUGGUUGUUCCGAAUGAAGAUCAUAACUCGUCAUUUUUUUCUAUUGUAAACAAUAACUAUAAGAAAUGUCUGGAAGAAAAUAAAAUCCAAAUUCAAAAAGGUAAGCUAAGAAGCUUAAAUGAAAGUGGGCUGGUCUUAGAAAACGGAAAUGAAGUAGAGGCCGAUGCUGUUAUUGUAUGCACAGGCUUUGAGGUUGAUUUGACAUUCUUGGAUGAAAAGAUAUUGGAAAUCAUUAAUUAUGACGGCCAUGAUAAUGUCAUUCCAAUCACAGGAUUUUUGAAUACCAUCCACCCAGAUCUUCCAGGACUAGGUUUUGUUGGGCUCUUCAGAGGAGUUUUUAUAGGGACUUAUGAGCUGCAAGCUGAACUUAUUAUUCGCCAUUUCAAGCAUUUAGUUGCUGUUUCAGAAAGAGCAUUGAGGGAAGGAGUAGGGUAUGAGUUACGUCUAAGAAGGUCCACUCCGAAGCCGCAGUUUAUCUAUUAUUCGCUAGAAUUCACUGAGAGACUGAUGGAAGUUUUAAAUUUUCAAAGCAGUGCAGCUACCAGUGAUCAUCAAGAAAUCAUAAAAUUAAGGGAUAUACUUUAUCUUCCCCAGUUUUAUAGAUUGGAUAAAGGGGAGAGUCAGUUCAUUCUCUGCAAGCAAGUUAUUGAUGAGCUGAAAGAGAGAUUCUCAAUUGAUGAAAAUACCCUUAUAAAUCUUUUUUAUCAAAAUAAACUAAACUAA